UAGUUGCUUAAUUUUACUCAGUACUUAAAUAUAUAAUUACACUGUAACAAUGACACCUUAAAAUAAAGUGCAACCAGCUUCUGUACAUAAGAAAAAAGGUUUACAUAAGCUUUGUUUCCAGUCCACAAUUAAUAUUGAUACUGUGUAAUUAAUAGUGUGUGUGUGUGUGUGUUUGGAAUGAUUUGCUUUAUAAUAAGCUACUGUACGUCACGUUUGUUUUCUAAAUAAAUAUUGAUAAAAGGUCUACAUUCAGGAUUGUUAAACUAUAUUUAUUUUCCCGUUUUGUGUUUCUUUCUGGGAACCGUUAAUUAAACAUCGAAUGACUCACUUUCUACUGGUCUGGUUAAUAAUGUGUCUAUUGAAAGAGAAAACCAUUCAAAAUAGUGCACACAGUUAAAUGAGUACAAUUACUACAAAUAAGAAGAUAAAUAUUGAACUGAAGAGACCGGCGCGUUCACGCAAAGAGCGCCUCGACUGCGGACGCGCGCCCUGUUGUGUAGCAGGUUUCCAUGGUUACCGAGUCCUCCAUUCAUCACUACCGAGUUUUUCCGGUCGCUGUAGUUUGGAAAGACCCACAAGAGAUUAAUACAGCUGGUCAGUAACUUGAAGUUAGCAAUCUAUAAUGGAUAUGGGCAGCAAACUCGAAGAACUGAAUUUGACACGCGAUGAAAUGAAUAGAUUCGGUAAAGCGCUAAAAGACGAGAAGUUCCGCGAGUUACUGCAGGAAUACGCGGCUGAGAUCUCGGACCCGGAGAACCGGAGGAGAUAUGAGGAGGAGAUCACUCAGAUGGAGGAGGACAGGGGCAAUAACGUGCAGUUUAUUCACCCCGAGGCGAAUCACGUGCUCAAAACACGCAGCGCGCGCGGGAAAUGCUUCAUCAACAUCUGCUCUAAUCCGCGCAUCGGUGAACCGUCGUGUGAAGCAGCUCGAGACCGAGGCGGGGAACCGGGUCAGAACUGGCGCUUACCGUUCAGUCUGACACCGGGCCGAGCCGACCGAGACGCCGCGGGGAACGGCUGUGAGGUUUACGAUGUCGUUUUCCAUCCAGACGCGCUUCACAUGGCGGCAAAAAACGCGAGGUUCAUGAAACUCAUCCACAGGACCGCCAUCGGAGGGAUCGAAGACUCGUUCCACAUCAAGAUAGACAGAGAGCAAGUCAAGCAGCUGAAGAUGAAGUAUAAAGGUGUUGCACAUCCAGCUGUGAUCCGCAGGCCGAUCCCCGGACACCACCAGAAGAACCGGAGCUCCGGUGAGGACAUGCUGUCGUUUCCAUAUCCAGAUGAGAAUCAAACAGGACCAGAACCAGAACCCGAAGCGAGUCAAAGUCCUCCUAAUCCUGAUGACCUCAGAUCCAAACAGCCCAUCAAACCACAUUACACCGUAAAAUACCGAUCAGUCGUGGAUUUGCAGGAUUACAGGUGCUCCCGAGACUCGGGGCCCGGGGCCCGACCCAGAGAGAUCGUGGUCAUCAUCGAUGUGCCGCUGCUGGGAUCAGCACUGGACGCUGAGGUGUGUGUGACGGAGCGACGCCUCGUCCUGGAGGCUCCAGAACCAGCGUACCGACUGGACCUUCCGCUCGCCUAUCCGGUGGAUGAAGAGAAAGGAGAUGCAAAAUUCAACAGAACUAAGAAACAGUUGACAAUCACUCUUCCCGUUCGGCCAGCGAAACCCCCGGAGUUACAGAUGAGCUGCGAUGAGGCGAAGAGUGACGUCAACGAGGAAGCAGAUCAGAACACAAAAGAGGACGGUCUUGAUCUGGAUCACACAGAAGGUCUUGAUCCGGAUCACACAAGAGGAGGUCCUGAUCCGGAUCACACAGAAGGAGGUCCUGAUCCGGAUCACACAGAAGGUCUUGAUCUGGAUCACACAGAAGGUCUUGAUCCGGAUCACACAGGAGGAGGUCCUGAUCCGGAUCACACAGAAGGUCUUGAUCCGGAUCACACAGGAGGAGGUGUUGAUCCAGAUCACACAGGAGGAGGUGUUGAUCCAGAUCACACAGAAGGUCUUGAUCUGGAUCAAACAGAAGGUCUUGAUCCUGAUCACACAGAAGGAGGUCUUGAUCCGGAUCACACAGGAGGAGGUCUUGAUCCGGAUCACACAGGAGGAGGUGUUGAUCCAGAUCACACAGAAGGUCUUGAUCCGGAUCACACAGGAGGAGGUCUUGAUCCGGAUCACACAGAAUCAGAGCGGAGUCAGCUGACGUGUGAUACGACAUUUGAGCCUCAAUUCACAGAUUUAACGACAGAUCGACAGACACACGAGAUGAGCAACAAUCUAAUCACCAACCCAACAGAGAACCGGACAGAACCGGAUCGGUCUGUAGAAGAUGAAACCAACACCAAUCGAGCAGUCGACUCUUCAUCUGAUACAGGGUUCGUCAGGGAAUCUCACCGUCUCCACGGUAGAGAUGAAGAGGCAGAAAACACGUCACUUCAGACCGAUGACAACACACUGAUCCAUCAGCAAACCAGCAGCUCCGUGACGCAGCGGGAGGAUCCCAACUCUACUCGGGAGGAUCCCAGCUCUACUCGGGAAGCUGAAGGUCCAGAGUCGAAGCAUUCUUCAGGAGACUGCGGGAGCGACGGGAAUGCUGGGAUACGGUCGGAGGACCCAGUGGUGAGAGAGACCAGUCACAUGACCUCGGCCGCCUUGCGUUUCCAGAACACUCUGUGCUUUGAUUUGGACUAA
Messenger RNA from Rhinichthys klamathensis goyatoka, 2689 nucleotides. RefSeq names its product dynein axonemal assembly factor 2 (gene dnaaf2). The transcript is spliced from 2 exons. Gene Ontology annotation, cellular component: cytoplasm. NCBI's taxonomy places the organism in Eukaryota, Metazoa, Chordata, Actinopteri, Cypriniformes, Leuciscidae. Bases 623 to 2689 code for a protein of 688 amino acids. Gene Ontology annotation, biological process: axonemal dynein complex assembly. The record is from RefSeq and is a predicted model, not a curated record.